Messenger RNA from Ricinus communis (castor bean), 2191 nucleotides. RefSeq names its product signal peptide peptidase-like 3. The record is from RefSeq and is a predicted model, not a curated record. NCBI's taxonomy places the organism in Eukaryota, Viridiplantae, Streptophyta, Magnoliopsida, Malpighiales, Euphorbiaceae. Gene Ontology annotation, cellular component: lysosomal membrane; cytoplasmic side of endoplasmic reticulum membrane; lumenal side of endoplasmic reticulum membrane. The transcript is spliced from 14 exons. Gene Ontology annotation, molecular function: aspartic endopeptidase activity, intramembrane cleaving. The coding region runs from base 192 to 1784 and encodes 530 amino acids. Gene Ontology annotation, biological process: membrane protein proteolysis.
AACACUCCAAUUACCAAAAAAUAUCUAUCGGACAGUAACUCAUUACCCAACCAACGUUCAUUUUCAUAACUAAAUUUCACCAAAAAUUUAUUAAUUUCUUUUUCAUAAAAGGUAAAAUAAUUUUAAAGAAUCUCUCGAUCUCUCUCUAUAUUCUCAACUCGGGAGAGAUUGAGUUCGAUGCAAUUUCACCAAUGGCGUUUUCACGGACUCUCCUCUUCCUUCUCUGUUUGUUGUUUCUGAUCGGUUUCUCAUUCGCCAACGACGCUUCUCAUGACGACGAUUCCCCCAAGUCUCCUGGCUGUGAUCAUCCUUACAAAUUGGUUAAGGUUAUGAACUGGGUUAAUGGUGUUGAAGGUGAAACUUUAGCUGCGGUCAGUGCAAGGUUUGGGGCUAUAUUGCCUUCUGAGGCUGAAAAAGGUCUCAGACUGUCUGCCGUUUUCUCAAAUCCCUUAAACUGCUGUUCUAGUUCCUCUUCAAAGCUUUCUGGUUCCAUUGCAAUGUCCAUACGUGGUGAUUGUACCUUCACUGCCAAGGCAGAAGUUGCCCAGUCAGGAGGUGCAGAAGCCUUGUUGGUAAUAAAUGAUGAAGAAGAGCUUGCUGAGAUGGGUUGUGAUAAUGGAAGUGCUGCACCAAAUAUUUCAAUUCCUGUUGUGUUGAUUCCAAAGUCAGGAGGUGAAUAUCUGAACAAGUCGAUGGUAGCUGGACAGAAAGUGGAAAUAAAGUUAUAUGCACCAAAUCGUCCUGUUGUGGAUUAUUCAGUGAUAUUCAUAUGGUUGAUGGCCGUUGGAACUGUGACCUGUGCUACACUUUGGUCAGAAUUUACUGCUCCUGAGGAGACUGAUGAGCGCUACAAUGAAUUAUCACCAAAGGAAAAUUCCAGAGUUUCAGCAAUCAAAGAUGAUGAGAAAGAAUUCCUUGAUAUCAAUGCAAAGAGUGCAGUAAUUUUCGUCCUAACAGCAUCAACUUUUCUGGUUUUACUCUACUUUUUUAUGUCAAGUUGGUUUGUCUGGCUGCUGAUUAUACUCUUCUGCCUCGGCGGUGUUGAGGGCAUGCAUAAUUGUAUAGUAACGUUAAUUUCAAGAAAAUGCAGAAAUUUUGCGCAAAAGAAAGUCAACUUACCUCUUCUGGGAGAAACUUCUAUUCUCUCCCUUGUUGUAUUAUGUUGUUGUCUGGCAUUUGCUAUUUUUUGGAUUGCCAAUCGUCGGGCCUCAUAUUCAUGGAUUGGACAAGAUAUUCUUGGUAUCUGCUUGAUGAUAACUGUCUUGCAGGUGGCACGAUUGCCUAAUAUUAAGGUUGCUGCUGUACUUCUCUGUUGCGCAUUUGUUUAUGACAUCUUUUGGGUAUUUCUAUCCCCAAUAAUAUUCCAUCAGAGUGUUAUGAUCGCUGUUGCUCGAGGUGACAACAGUGGUGGGGAAUCUAUUCCCAUGCUUUUGAGAUUUCCUCGAUUUGCUGAUCCUUGGGGAGGUUAUGACAUGAUUGGAUUUGGGGACAUUCUUUUCCCUGGUUUGCUUCUGUCAUUUGCACGGAGAUACGAUAAAACAAAUAAGAAAAGCUUGUGUAAGGGAUAUUUUCUUUGGUUGACAAUUGGCUACGGAAUCGGUCUUUUCCUCACGUACUUAGGUUUAUAUCUAAUGGAUGGGCAUGGUCAACCUGCACUCCUCUAUCUUGUUCCUUGUACCCUAGGAGUUUGUGUCAUACUGGGACUGGUGAGAGGAGAGAUAAAAGACCUCUGGAGUUUUGGCACUGAAACUUCCUCAUCGAGAGAUACUUUUGGGGAAGCUUGAAGCCAGAAACCAGUUAUUCAAAAGUAGAUCCAGGGGAAAUCUCGCUUUGCAAAAUUUUGUGCCGGUUGGCUUAAUGUUCUUGUUAAUGAAAAUCCCGGGCCAACAUGGUGUGGAGGAUCCUUGGUGGUGAAAGAAGAGGGCUGUAAGUCUAAAAAUGCAAUUCACCUUGACAUUCAUGCCAAAUGUAUAUUAUGUUAUGUUUGUACCAUAAGUCAGUUCCUACCACUACAUUGUUGCCUAUGUUCUAAUUUUUUCUGGAAAACUUGACUAACAUGUUUAUUUUCAGCUUUCCUGUUUCACUUGCUCAUUGUGACUGCAAUUAUAGCUGUAUGCAGUACAUUCAUAUUGGACCUCUGCAUUUGCAUGAUUGUAAUUUUCCAAGUAAUAAGAGCUUCUUGUUUACAAGA